UUACAAUUCCGUAACAAUCACCCCAAAACCGAAAUUAAAGGCUAAUUCGAAAGAAAGAAACACACACACACACACACACUCGUACUUCUCUUCAACAUUCUAAAAUCUCUGAAACUUGCGACAUCAUUUUAGGGUGCAGCCACAAUAGAGGACCACUGGAAUAUCAGAUGAUGUCUUGUUCGAAACAUAUAAAGGUUCGAAGACGAAAAAGCGAGCGAGAGAGAAUUCGCACAACUACAAAAGCUAUUAUUGUACACAAGCUUCACUGCAUGUCCUCUGAGAAUUUGUUCGUCACUCAAAAUGCCCUUUAAUUUCACGUUUCUUUUAUCCCCUCUCAACAAACGAACCGUACCUCUAAUCCGCCAACGACCCACUCCAACCUACUCCAAACUUCUUCACAACACUAUGCUCAACGCAGUCCGAUCAAUUGCGUAAGCAAAAGUCCUCGCGUCUCUUCCUCAACUCCUCAACAACCCAAUCGAGCUCACGAAACUGUCAUGGGCGAAAUUAUCUACAAUCAAACCGCCCUCGACGCCAUGGAAUCCGCAGCGAUUCAGCUGAUCUCCUUAAUCCAGUCCAAAACUGCGCACCCUGGAUCUUGCUAAUCUCAUUAAAACACUGUACAAUGUACUCAAAAUUCUGAACCCCAUUUCGCGCUGGCCUUCCCCGCCGCUUCAUGAAACCCAGAUGGCCCACAGAGCCCACCCAUCGAGGAUGCAACGCCAGUACAAACCGAUCAGCCGGGAGAGUGACUUAACCCCACCGAAGGUAUGCGGACGUUCCAGAACUUCCCUUGGCCAGAACGGGAAAGCCCCUCCUCUGUACAGCAGAUCGGAUUGUGGACGAUUGAGAACCUCGUGCACAGAAAACCCUUCGGAGGAUAUUGGACUAGGUUCGGAGUAUGACGUAAACUAUACCCGGCAGACGAUGGAGCCGGCCAAUGGAAGGUCGCCAAUCUGUUGGCUUCAGUUGCUCGUCGAGGAACCUGGCUCCAGAGAAGACAAGCGCGUUGUGUUUCACGUCGGAGCUAUUUUUCACGUUUUUCCCUGUGUGGCUUCUUGUUUGUGGACAUCCCGUGUGGGUCUGUUACGUUUUUCCCUGUGUGGUUUCUUGUUUGUGGACAUCCCGUGUGGGUCUGUUGCGGCGAGAGUAACUAGAUCUGCAUCUGCUUGCUGCUUCGGUCACAGCAGUUCCAGAAGCAUCGCGAUGAGUUCAUCUGACAGGGGAGGUAUUCAGGCUCUUCUUGCAGCAGAGCAAGAUGCGCAACGUAUUGUGGCCAACGCUCGAGCUGCCAAGACUGCACGACUUAGGCAAGCCAAGGAAGAAGCUGAGCGAGAAGUGGCUCAGUACAGGGCACAGCGGGAGGCUGAAUUUCGGAAGAAGCUCUCGGACUCCAGCGGUGACUCCGGUGCAAAUGUGAAGCGUCUGGAAUCUGAGACUAACGAUAAGAUUAAUCGCCUCAGCGAUGAUGCUGCCAAGGUUGCUGCGGAGGUCACAGCUCUUCUAAUGAACUACGUGAUCACAGUCAAAAAUUAGGGCAGAACUUCCAUCCCAAGUGGGUUUUCGUUAUCUUGCUCUGUAAACAGCAUCAUUGUAGAAUAGUAUGAAUUCAUUCAAACAGAUUGGUGUAUUGUUUCUGUGUUAGUAUCACUAACCGUGUUGUCUCUUGCUAUCUAGGGACAAUUCCUUGUAGAAAUCGCCAACACUUGCUAGAGUUUCUCGUUCAAACUGUGUUAAUUCUUACUGUCCAGUUUCUAAACUUUUUGUGUACCUUCACGUUCAAUCCAAUUAAAGGUCUAUUCGAGUGUUUCAUAUUGAUAAAACAUAAAUCA
Molecule: messenger RNA, 1832 nt
Organism: Physcomitrium patens
Lineage: Eukaryota; Viridiplantae; Streptophyta; Bryopsida; Funariales; Funariaceae
Product: V-type proton ATPase subunit G 1
Biological process (GO): proton transmembrane transport
Cellular component (GO): vacuolar proton-transporting V-type ATPase, V1 domain; vacuolar proton-transporting V-type ATPase complex
Molecular function (GO): proton-transporting ATPase activity, rotational mechanism; ATP hydrolysis activity
Source: RefSeq, a predicted model, not a curated record